AUGGAAGACGAAGAACAACACGUACAGUCAAUGCCAAACCAACAUCUAGACCGAGAUCCAUCGCGCUUGACAACGUUCCCAAUGCCCGGAUUCUUGGCCUCUACAUUCCAGGCAUCGAAUGAUGAUGCGGAGAAUGGGGACGAUGCUCAAACUGUUGCUGCGUCUCCAGUCAAGAUACGUCCUCCUCCUAUGUCAACUGGCAAUCAGUAUUGGAUGCCGGACCACCUCUGCAAGGUAUGCUAUGACUGCUCUGCAGCAUUCUCUCUCUUCCGACGUCGUCACCAUUGCCGACUGUGCGGGCAAAUCUUUUGUCACGAGUGCAGCAACCACUUUAUUGAUGGUACACCUCACAGGUUUCCAGGUAUCGUUCGAGUGUGUAAGUUCUGCUUCCAAUUUGCAGACGCAGCUGGUGGGAAGAAGAAGAUAGAUGAAAGCGAACAAAGACUUAACUCGAGCGAAAGUUUGGAUGGAAAUGAGACGUCGAGAAAUUCUUUGUCUGGUCGGUUUGACCGUUUGUCACGCCGGUUGAGUGGGGAAGUUGGCUCUACAAAGCCAUCGCCCCUUAUAUUUGGUCCAUCGGCUGAUCCGAUCGAGGAACCGAUGUUGUCAUUGUCACCUAUCGACUCGAACACAAGUGAUGUUACAGGCUUGGAUCAACUGACGGACGUAGCAUGCCUUACAACCGAGUCUAUCGAUUUAUAUGAGGAAUCUGAUAGCGUCGAUACUCGCCGGAAUUUCCGCCCACAAGUACGAACUAGAAUACGACAUUCUAGCGCAGAAUUGCUGGGUGCAAUCGAAAAUGGUAGACUGGACACAGAAGUGUUGGCUUUUCACAAUUGGGUAAAGAAUGUUUCGGCUGACAACGAGGUCUCAACUGUUUCGGAAAAGACGGCGAGGGAAAUCAAUACCCGUAACGGUAAUAACCUUUACACACAGCGAGACAUCGCGUUAGAUAAACAUAUGCAAAGGGCUCACAAGCAAAUUCGUGACGGCAUUCAGCAUUUUGCAUCAUCCGUCGCGAAUAGUUUGCCAGAGUCUGAAUUCAUUGGUCUGGAUUAUUUGGUGAAAACCUUGGAAGACAUUGCAUUUGUUGUGACGGGACAUUUGCUUUUCAGUAUGAAUUUUCGCACUAUUAGUGGUUUCAACUACGCACACCUCGUGAAAGUGAAAAGCAUUGCAGUCGGAGCGACUGUGCAGACAAACAAGAAGGAGCCGAGCUACAGUUUCAAAUGGCUCGCUGGCACUGUGUGUCGCAAGCACUUAAGCCACAAGCAAAUGGCGCGCCAAGUCGAAAACCCUCGUAUCUUGCUGUUUGCUUGUGGAAUAAGCUACGAUCGCUCGAACGGCAUUGGGCGAAUGAGCUCAUUAGACACGUUGAUGGAGCAGGAAAAAAAUUACAUGGCCAUUUUGGUAGAAAAGAUAUCGGAAUUAGAGCCCGAUGUGAUUUUUGUGGAAAAAACUGUGUCAAGGCAUGCUCAAGAGCUGUUAUGUGAACGCCGGAUAUCGAUCGUGCUUAAUGUCAAGAGUGAAUUAUUACACCGAAUUGCUCGCCAUACUGGAGCUGAGGUCUUAACAUCCGUAGAUCAUGUGGAUAAAGCGGAUCCUGCACAAGUCAUCGGCAGCUGCCGUUCAUUCACGGUGAAGUCGAUCCCGGUAGUUCCGGAACCGGGGCUGAUACCAACGAAAAAAUCAUCGCAGGCACCAGCAGGUGUGUUUUUGAAAGCACCUGCGGUUCCAAGCCGUUUGCGAACGGACACUUACCUGUACUUAGACGGAUGUGAUCCGCUAAACGGUUGCACAGUGUUAAUUACUGGGCCAUCAAAGCAGACAUUACGUCUACUAAAGCAGCUGACCCGAGCCGUGCUAUCGAUGACAUAUCAAUUGCUUUUAGAGGCUCACGUUUUAUCCGAUCUUAACUUGAACAAUGAUAUGUCAUUCAGCGAAAAUGCAGCGCUUACUGAUGAGCAACGUACUACCUGGUGUACAACAUCCACUUUACGUGUUCGUGAUCCUGGAUCUCUGGACCCUCAUUACCAUCAAUGCGUCGAAGCCAAGCAUCUUCGCAUUACAGCCUGCUCGGAUGACGAUGUAUCGUUUGGCAACUUUCUCAACCAAGAAUUGGCAGCCCUCUCCCUAAAAUGUCAAAGUGUCAAAUGCAACUAUUUAAUGGCAGAUCACGUUCAUUCGUUUAGUUGCCGGAUGGGAACGAUAACAAUUUCAUUCGAAGAACUGCCGGAUCAAAACAAACAGCCGUUAUCGUUGUCAGUAAGUAAUGUGAGCGACGUUGGGGGCACGGAUAAAUCGUUCUGCUCGAUGAGCGAGCUCUCACUAUCAAUGCGUUCCGAAAGAAACACCAACAUGCGUGCGAUAAUGACGCCAGAAUCCGUUCUUCAUACAUCCGGGAAUGAUAACGAAACUGUGAUAUCGGUGGAGAACGGAUAUCCUACAGUGAUAUUUUGGCGAUGGUGUCGUGGAUGUAAUGGUGUGAUUACGCCUUUUAUGCCGUUGGAAAAGUACAUUUACAAGUACUCGUUUGCCAGAUUCUUGGAAGUCCUCUUUUCGGAAGCAGAACGAUCUGUGCUACCGAAUUCAUCAAGCACAACGUGUACGCACGUCUCGAUGGAGUCACACGUGCUUUUCUUGAAUAUUGGUAAGUCCGUGGCACGCUUUGAUUUCUCAAAGCAGGUCUCGCUUCGUCUUAGCCAUUCAGAGUUAAAGCACGGCAAUGGCCAUCGUCAGUUAUGUAUCAAAAUGGAGCAGGCGGUUUUGAAGAAGGAAGUUACGGCUCGUCUUGAAAUCUUAAAAGGGCUCCUGAGGUCACUUAUUAGUACUUUUACGGAGAAAGUCCAGGGAAUCAAUCAGGCAGUGGAAGCUUUUGAACGUACGGAUAAGGGUUACCACGCUCGUAUCAUCCUUGAAGUCAUGUGCAUUUCUAAAAUGGUAAAAAGCGGUGACGCCAUUUUUUCCUACCAAAUGGCGCGAAUUGGUGAGAAAACAGUGGACAGUUUGGAACUUUGUGAUAUUACUCAAGCGCUGAGAAUUUGUGAUGUUACUCAGCGUGCUUUGUACUUACUAGCAUGCAAAUGGGUUGCCUGCAUGCUGCGCCUUCGCAAGUUGAUUAAGAAACAUCUUUCGACGGAUACGGCUCCACCAUCUCCAAAUAGUAGGUCUUUUACUCUUCGAGGCAUUAAGUUUCAUCCUGCUAUUUCUUUGUCGCCCAUUACAUCUUCACGGGUCGUAGAAGAAUCAACCCUGGCGCCAAGCAUCAUUGCGACAGAGUCCGACUGGAGUAAAGAUACUGAGCAACUGCCUCGACACCGAAGUAAUGGAGCUUUAAGUUCUGAGUCCGAAUCGAGCACGGAAAAGGUGCUGGCAUCUUCAACAACUAUUGCUAGCACUGAAUUAUUCAAGAGACCAUCAUUACCAUUCCCUGUCGUUGUCCACGGUAAUGGAGAUGGAAAAGAGGGCCCGCGGAAUGGAUGGAAGGAAGCUUUGUGGGACCUUUACCGCGUUCUCGGACGAAGUGAACCAGGAAAUGACUUCACGAUUGACCUUCCUGAAGCACUGACUGCUGGCCACCCGAGUCUUCAUCAUCGUUCAAAAUCUCGAGUGGUCCUGGUUGACGAGGCAAAACCAAUUACAAGCAUUGCUUACGCCUUAUCGACAGAUUCGUAUGAAGAAGAGAUGGACGGAUGGAAACUACGUGUUCAUAACGAAGCAGUCGAGUCAGUUGGUUUGCAAAAGCAAAAACGGGACGAUGCAAGCGCGAUGUCCACAAACUGGUCUCUUGCCGCUCUCGAAUCAUCAUUGAACGUGCCGUUUAAAUUUGUGGCAGUGGAAAUGCCGCUGCACUUAUCACUCCUUUCAGGCAAAUCAGCGUCAAUGUUGUCCAACACGUGCUGGGAGAUAUCAACCGUUGCGUACUUCCCGCUCCAGUUUGAGGUCUUGCGCGAACUAUUCUAUGGUAGUCUUCAGAGAUACGUGUUUUCAAUAUCUCAUGUGGCAAGCUGGGACGCAAAUGGUGGUAAAUCGGGUGCCUCGUUUUACCGAACGUUAGAUGACCGCUUUGUUGUUAAACACAUUUCAUCGACUGAAAUGCAGAGCUUCCUGGGCUGUCUUCCUGGGUACUUCAAAUAUAUGGCAAGCAUUUACUUUGACGGCCGGGCAAGCAUAUUGUCAAAGACCGUUGGACUCUACCAGACAACCACAAUCCGAAAAGAUACUGGGCAGAAGAUGCUUACACGAACCUAUGAUCUCAAAGGAAGUUCUCGGAACCGAUUUAUUGGACCGCAAUCGACCUCAGAAGUUCUUCAAAAUGGCAACCGUGCUCUUCUUGAUGGUAACUUCUUAGAGUUCACCAAAGGUCAUCCUUUGGGCAUACUCGCAGAGGAUCAUCGUUUGAUACUAAAAGCGGUGAAGAAUGAUACUGCAUUUCUCUGCUCUAUCAACAUCGUGGACUACUCGAUGGUUGUGGGGCUAAGCUAUCCACAUGACGAUACUGGAGACCAGAUGGAGAGCCCGUCGGAAAUGACUGUUGGCAUCGUUGACUACCUACGUCAAUUUGAUUUAAUAAAGCGUGUGGAGAGUGUUGGCAAGUCUGUCGGUAUGAUUGCUGGACAAUCUUCUCCCACAAUCAUUGAACCAGGUCUUUAUGGAAAACGAUUUCAAGACGCCAUACGCCGGUACUUUAUGCCCGUAACUCCAAUCUCGUCCGGCACCAAUGACGAUAUCGAAGACUAA
This is a messenger RNA of Peronospora farinosa, 4740 nucleotides long. Lineage: Eukaryota; Oomycota; Peronosporomycetes; Peronosporales; Peronosporaceae. The record is from the annotation of a GenBank genome assembly.